Lolium rigidum is the source of this 2590-nucleotide messenger RNA. Its product is annotated as scarecrow-like protein 33. The coding region runs from base 372 to 2333 and encodes 653 amino acids. Gene Ontology annotation, molecular function: sequence-specific DNA binding; DNA-binding transcription factor activity. Lineage: Eukaryota; Viridiplantae; Streptophyta; Magnoliopsida; Poales; Poaceae. The record is from RefSeq and is a predicted model, not a curated record. The transcript has 4 exons. Gene Ontology annotation, biological process: regulation of DNA-templated transcription. Gene Ontology annotation, cellular component: nucleus.
GUGCUACUGAUCUGGUCCAACCAUGGAGCACGAAAGAACAUAGGACCAGACAUGGUUAGAGAUCCCUUCAUGUGAAUUCACAUCAGCACAACAUUUCAAACACAUAAAAUCAAGAGGAACUGCAGCUUUUUAUGAGACUGGGACAGAAGGAUGGCUGCAACACCAAGCUAGCAAUGCUGAGCCUGGUGGCAUCACAUGAAGUGGAUGGAGAGCAAGACGAUAUCUCCAAUCGGUAUUUACACCACACCAUCACCAAGCAUCCCAUUAAAAAUGUGAUUGGGGUGGGGCGAUCCCUCCCUUAAACGUGAUAUUCACGGGCGUGGGCUCUUCAGCCAACCAGGCACUGCUCGGUUCUCAACAAGCACCCCAUUAUGCCAGCCACCCUAGAGGAGUUGCUGGGCCUCAUCGAGCCUGCACCUCCGAGCCCUUCCGUCUUCCUCGACCAUCCAUCAAUGACACAUGGUGACUCAGAGCUGCCUCAGGAUGAUCAAACCCUGGCAAACAUCUCACGCAUACUUAUGGAGGAAGACAUUGUCGACAAGUUCCUCUACCAGUACUCUGACCAUCUGAAGCUCCAGCAGGCCGAGCAGCCAUUCGCCCAGAUCCUCUCCGGUGCUGCCACCACGUCAUCCAAUGCCCAGGAAUCCUCAGCACCCGACACACUUGCCUUGACCGUGCUACCUAGCAAAGGCAACAACAUGGACGACAAGGUUUGCAGGUUCUUUUCUCGCGAGGUACAAGAUCCAACCUUCUACUUGAAUGGUAGUUGUGUGGUGGAGCCCAACAAUAUGGUGUUCCCCGGAGAGGGCAGCACCAGCAUGGACAUGCUGUCGAGUCUGGCAUUCUUGAAAGGCAUGGAGGAGGCCAACAUGUUCUUGCCCACAGACAACGCGGUGGUGGAUGGUAGGGGGCGUAAGAACAAGUUUAGCAUGAGUGGUGAGAUGGAGGCGGACUUGGGGAGGAGAAGCAAGCAAAUAGUGGUGCUGGUGCAUACUGACACCGAUGAGGAAGCCAUCGCGCUCGAGAAGUUGGACCGGCUCAUCCUCAAUGGCUACGACAAGUACCUCAAUAAUAUGCAGGAGGUAGUACGUGUCACUUUGGAUAAGGAGAACAAGGCAGCACAGCUGAGCAUCUACAGGCGUGGGAGGCGCGGCAUCAGACAAUUGGCAGUGACUGACCUAGAAACACUGCUGAUCCACUGUGCGGAAGCAGUGGCCAGCAAUGACCGACGCGGUGCGCGCGAGCUGCUGCACAGGAUCAAGUGGCACUCCUCACCGGCAGGGGACGCGAGGCAGCGGCUGGCCCAUUACUUCUCCCAAGGGCUGGAGGGGCGGCUGGCAGGCACGGGGAGCCAGCUCUAUGGCGCACUCAUGGGGAAGCGCAUCUCUGUCGUGGAGCUCAUCAAGGGCUACCAUCUUUACAUGGCAGCCUGUUGUUCCCUCAAGGUGUCGUUGCUCUUUUCUAACAAGACCAUCUACACAUCCGUUGCAGGGAGGAGGAAACUGCAUAUUGUGCACUACGGCAUCAACACUGGGUUCCAGUGGCCAGAGUUGCUCCGGUGGCUGGCGGACAGGGAGGGCGGGCCACCAGAAGUGAGGAUCACUGGCAUUAACAACCCUCAGCCUGGGUUGCAUCCGGCUGAGCAAAUUGAGGAGGCAGGACGCCGGCUCAGCAAUUGCGCUCGCCAGUUUGGCGUGCCAUUCAAGUUCCGCGCCAUUGCAUCCAAGCCAGAGGCUGUCCGGGCCGAGGACCUCCAGAUUGAUCCCGAUGAGGUCCUCGUUGUGAACAGCGUAUUCUUUUUCAGGAUCUUGAUGGAUGAGAGCGUCACCUUUGACAAGGUAAGUCCAAGGGACAUGGUGCUCCAGACUAUCAGGAAGAUGAAGCCGGCCGUGUUCAUCCAAUCUGUUGUCAAUGGAGCGUACAGCGCGGCGUUCUUCAUGACACGGUUCCGCGAAGCGUUAUACUACUUCACGGCGCUUUUUGACGUGAUGGAGACCACCAUUCCACGGCACAAUGAAAAGAGACUGCUGGUGGAGCGGGACAUUCUUGCGCGGUCCGCCAUGAACAUGAUAGCCUGCGAAGGCGCAGACCGGGUGGAGCGCCCUCAGAACUACAGGGAAUGGCAGUCACGUAACCAGCGGGCAGGGCUGAGGCAGCUGCCCCUGGACCCUGAUAUUGUUCUGAUGCUCAAGGACAUAGUGAUGAAUGAGUACCACAAACAUUUCACCGUCAACGAGGAUCAUCGGUGGCUUCUGCAUGGAUGGAAAGGCAAGGUGCUCUGCGCCCACGCGACAUGGGCUGCUGAUGAUGCUAGUGGUUCUGAAUUGGCAUAGGUUAUCUACAGAGGUACCGGUACGCUCCGUUCGUGGUCUACGCUGCAGAAAGUGGAGAACCAAGUUUGUACACGGUUGGAGGACACGGCGAGGGAUAUUUUUUUCCCUACAUGGGUGGCAGCAUAAUCCACGGAUUGGGCCUUCGCCUUCACCUUAGUUGUUCUACAUUUGCUCAUGUUUGAUAUGUAAUUCGCUUUUUUUUAGCACUACAGAAUUUUGAGACUUUUUGAACGGCUGUGUGCAUCUUAGCUAUGCAG